AUGUUUCUACAAGCAGUUCGAUCCACCUUCAAUCAAGUCAGAAGCAUGAAGAUUGUGGCGGAAACAGCAUUGGCCGACAACUACAUGUACUAUGUGAUCGAUGACAGAACGAGGAAGGGAUUUGUGGUUGACUUGGGGGAUGUUUCAAAGGUAUGUUGGGGGGAAUGAGUAAAAGAUAAGAGGGGGGGGAAUAUUACUCUGGCCGAUUUUUGUAUUAUCUUAGGGUUGCGGUUUUUUGUUCUAUCCUACUAUACCUUACCCUACUCGCCUUAUUCUACCCUGCCUUACCUUAUCCUACCCUGACCUGCUCUACAGUACUAAUACCCAACCCAAGCCACAUAAAACAAAAAAAAUAUUUUAGGUAUCAGAAGUCGAGCGACGAGAAGAAUUCACUCUAACGGCCGCUUUUGUCACUCAUCAUCAUUGGGACCACGCUCAAGGUGCACCCGACCUUCGUAAACAAUAUCCAGAUAUCAAGAUCUAUGCUGGCGAUCCGGACAGAAUCCACUUGACAAAAGCUGUAAAAGACAAUGAUGUCAUCGAGUUUGGACAACUUGAAAUCAGAGUUAUUGGCACACCAGGACACACGACAUCACAUGUCUGUUACUACGUUCAAGAUACGAUGACUGGAAAGAAGGCGUUGUUUACUGGAGAUACCAUCUUCUUGGCUGGAUGUGGCAAGUUCUUCGAAUGCCCUGGAUCAGUCAUGUAUGAUACGAUCUACAAUAAGUUGAUGAAUAUUGUGGCUGAUGAUACUGUAGGUUGUAGGGACUUUAAAAUGGAUGGAACUUUCUUUACAGAGCAAAUAAUAGCAAUAACUUUCUAUACAAAACAAGAAAUGGCAAGAACUUUCUUUACAGAACAAGAAAUGGCAAUAACUUUCUGUACAGAACAAGAAAUGGCAAGAACUUUCUAUACAAGACAAGAAAUGGCAAGAACUUUCUUUACAGAACAAAUAAUAGCCAGAACUUUCUAUACAAAACAAGAAAUGGCAAGAACUUUCUUUACAGGUCAAAAAAUGGCUAGAAUUUUCUUUACCAAACAUAAAAUGGCAAAAACUUUCUUUAAAAGUAAGGAAUAAUGUUUUCCUUUAGGACAUGUACUUUGGCCACGAAUACAGCUUGACAAACCUGAAGUUUGCCAAAGAAGUUGAGCCGAUGAACGCCAGAGUAUCAGAGAAGUAUGACAAUGUCAAAACUCAACUCAACUCUGGAAAAUACAGUACACCAUCGUUAUGGGGAGACGAAAAACUUUACAAUCCGUUCUUGAGAGUAAAGUAAGUCCAUACCAACAUUGCUAUUAUCUUUAAAACUUUUUAAAUUUUUUGUUAAAUGCUGAAACGAUCAUUUUUAAGUUGAACACGCUUUAAAUCAUUUAAAAAUGUCGUUAUUAGCUUGUGAUGAUUGAAACAUACAGUAGAAAGCUAUAAAUUAGAAUAAAAGUUACAGUAUGCAUCUAAUAAUGUCAUUUCUUCUUCAGUGAAACGUCAGUAAAAGAGUAUUGUCAAGCUGAAGAUCCAGUACAAGUACUAGACAAACUAAGAUCGAAGAAGAACAAUUUCCGAGGAUAA
Bursaphelenchus okinawaensis is the source of this 1570-nucleotide messenger RNA. The record is from the annotation of a GenBank genome assembly. NCBI's taxonomy places the organism in Eukaryota, Metazoa, Nematoda, Chromadorea, Rhabditida, Aphelenchoididae.